CAAGCUCCCAGAACCCAACCUUCAGAGCUCUUUACUGCACAAUCGGAACUCUCCAGAAGCCUAGCUCAACACCCGAGACGAAGAUGAGGAUGCUUGUGUUGCAGUGUUGUCUGACCCUGCUGGGUUUGUCUCUGGUGCUGUGCAGCAAUGGCGUCUCUUCUCAGCCGGACCUGGAUCUGCAACACCGCAGACUUCUGCAAAGAGUUCAUGCCCUUGGCGUGGCUGCACAGGAGUGGACUAAGAAUGAUCUGAAGGACAUUCUAACUCAGCUCACCUUGCCAGACUCAGAGAUUCAGGAGAGCGACAUUUCCACUCUGGGGACAAAACAAGAUCUCACAGUGGAAUUAGAGCGAUCAGCAGAAGACCCCAACAGCCUCCCGCCUCGAGAGCGAAAAGCAGGCUGCAAGAACUUCUACUGGAAAGGAUUCACUUCCUGCUGAGCUCCUGCCUCUCUAGUCACAUGACCCAACACUGGCCACUCCUGAGUCACUGCUGCUAAAUGUCCCCGCCCUCACCUGGGACUCACCAGUGAGGUCAAAUCAGUAGCUGAUUUCUAUCAAUUAAUCAUAUCAAUCAGCUUCAAUUGUAACUUUGUAAUUUGUAAAAAUAAAGACUAAUGCUUCAUUUGAUUUUAAAUU
This is a messenger RNA of Pangasianodon hypophthalmus (striped catfish), 638 nucleotides long. RefSeq names its product somatostatin 1, tandem duplicate 2 (gene sst1.2). NCBI's taxonomy places the organism in Eukaryota, Metazoa, Chordata, Actinopteri, Siluriformes, Pangasiidae. Gene Ontology annotation, biological process: regulation of cell migration. The transcript is spliced from 2 exons. The record is from RefSeq and is a predicted model, not a curated record. Gene Ontology annotation, molecular function: hormone activity. Gene Ontology annotation, cellular component: extracellular region. The coding region runs from base 84 to 440 and encodes 118 amino acids.